Molecule: messenger RNA, 378 nt
Organism: Sclerotinia sclerotiorum 1980 UF-70
Lineage: Eukaryota; Fungi; Ascomycota; Leotiomycetes; Helotiales; Sclerotiniaceae
Exons: 3
Coding region: 1-378 (125 amino acids)
Source: RefSeq, a predicted model, not a curated record
AUGUGCGAUGGAAUCGGUCUCCCCAUCCCAUGGGUUUGUAUCCAAUGUGGCACCGAUCAAAACCCGUGUCAUGUUAAGGUCGUCGGUCCCACGCUUGGAUUUGGAAUUGGAGUACUCAGCGCCUUGGUCUGCUGGCCGGCUUCAAUAUUCGUGGGUUGCUGCGCUACCGAGACCGGUAAAAAGUGCACCGGUGGAUAUCAAUGGACAAGUCUCGAACGCUAUACCGUUUUAAAUGGGAAUAUUUGCUCUCGGAGGAAAUCCGAAUUGCGCAAUUUGAGUGGGGAACAAACUAGAGGGACGACGAUAAUAUGUACGAGCAGGAGGGAAGGAGAUGACGAUGAUAUUUUCGAUGUAAUGGUCAGAAUGAAGGAUAUAUGA